Papilio xuthus (Asian swallowtail) is the source of this 1509-nucleotide messenger RNA. The record is from RefSeq and is a predicted model, not a curated record. Lineage: Eukaryota; Metazoa; Arthropoda; Insecta; Lepidoptera; Papilionidae.
AUAACAAAGUCAAUCGGUCGCGCGGUCAGUGAUGUUUCAUCCGGCCUCCGAUGUGGUCGAUUGUAAAGUGCUGUGAUAAGAUGGCGGUAUAUAAAAAAAUAAUUUUCUCUAUAUUGUGUUUAAGUGUUAUUUUUAAUAAUGUUAAUGCACAGGAUGUUUGUAUUCCAACGAACGGCGGCUCAGGCCAAUGUGUCGAUAUCUACCAGUGUCCACAACUUUUGAUGUUAUUGAACAAGCCCAACCGAUCGCAACAGGACUAUGAUACACUAAGAAGAGCCCACUGUGGAUUCAAAGAAAGGACCCCGUUGGUGUGCUGUCAAGUGUCCCCGCCCGCUCCGGUGACAACUCCAGCUCCGACCACACCUCAGCCUCAACCAGCAACCACGGGAGCGACUGCCACAGCAACAGGCGAUAGAUGCAUCACGCCUGAUGGACAAGUGGGCAAUUGCGUCGGUCUCUAUUCCUGUCCACAUAUCACAAAACUACUUCAAACGAAUACACCAAGUGAUAUUACUUUCGUUAAAAACUCAAGAUGUCAGGGUACAGGACAGUACAGCGUGUGCUGUGGACCUUCAACAUCAUCCAACAACGUGGGUAGGCCGACAGUGUGCGCGCUAACAGCCACACCACCGGACCCAGCCACCGAAUGCUGCGGUCAAGAGAGCAGCGGCGGCAACAGGAUUUUUGGUGGUAACGCGACUGCUAUCGACCAGUAUCCGUGGCUGGUGAUUCUAGAGUACAAGAAGGAUGACAAGAUCAAACUGUUGUGCGGCGGAGUACUCAUCAGCGGGAGAUACGUGUUAACUGCCGGACAUUGCGUCACCGGACCAGUGCUUGAUGUUGGCACACCCGUGAACGUUCGUCUCGGGGAAUACGACACCAGCAACUCAGGACAGGACUGUGUGGAAGUCGAAGGAGGAGGAGAGGACUGCACCGAUGGCGCGCUCAUCGUGCCCAUAGAAAAGAUCAUUCCUCAUCCGGAAUACAACCCUACUAAUGCACUAAGAAGACACGACAUAGCUCUGCUGAGGCUUGGCCAGCUGAUACCAUAUGGAGAUUUCAUACGACCAAUAUGCUUGCCUACAUCUGACGUGGCAGUAGCGCCGCCGCCGGAACUGAGACUGUUUGCAGCCGGCUGGGGCGCGGUCAGCAACACGCAAAGUAGUAGCAACAUCAAGCUGCACGUCAGUGUGCCUUUCAGAAGUCAAGAGCAAUGCCAGACAUCAUACAAUCAUCCUAGACGUCGUGUAGCGUUAUGGCAGGGUCAGAUAUGCGCGGGCGGAGAAACCGGCAAAGACUCCUGCAAGGGCGACUCCGGAGGCCCACUAAUGUACGAGAACGGGCGACUAUUCGAAGUUGUCGGCAUCGUCAGCUUCGGACCGACACCGUGCGGACUAGAGAACAUACCCGGCGUAUACACAAAAGUAUACGAAUAUAUACCAUGGAUCCGAUCACAAAUAACACCUUAGACUUAAUUGACUUGAUGAUUAAAUAAAACAUAAAGAUUUA